GUACUCCAUACCUAUCCAUACCAAUAUCCAUAUUUAUCCAAACGAGCUAGACUAAUCCAGCUCCCCUCUCUAGUAUCUGCAAGGAAGAUCAAAGAUCAGCUCCCCCGUCAAAUCGGUCAAGUAUUCUCAACAGAAUGAGAAAGUUUAUUGGAUAAAGCCUCAAAACCAGGAACAGAUGCGUGAAUAUCCGAAGCGUGUGAUUAACAUGUUUUCGAGGAGACUUGUGGGGAUAUGGGUCAUUUACAAUGCAUUCUUUGGAUUGACAAUUCACUGCAGGUACCACGGAAUAUAUUAAGCUUCCAGAACCUCGAAUCCAAUGCCUUUUUUUUACUUCUUUCUCUACCUCUUCUAAAGCUUCCCUUACGCUCUUCCUUCCUCCUCUCGAGUAAUCGAUAGACAACCGAGUCUUCUUAUUCCAAGAUUCUGUCUCUUGUGCUUCUCUCUCCUACCCAUCCCCGCUACUCCCCGCAGAACCUCCACAAGUCCCCCGAUAGAUCAUAUCAUACCCUCUCGACAACAUGCGUACUUCUGCUCUUCUUAGCCUUUUGGCUGGUGUAGGAUCUGUGGCUGCCGCUGCAACCACUAAACCAUAUGGACUCCCAAAAACUAAAUUAGACAAGAAGGAUAUCCAUUUCAGUGUCCAGGCUGAUGGUUUGGAUGUUAAGUUGGAUAUCACCAAUACGACAGCUAGUGUGGUCAAACCUAAGGUUUUCAUCAUUUCUAUGUUCUCGCCCGAAGCAGACAUUUGGUAUGAGAACUCCUUCACCCCAGGCUCAAUCGGAAAUCUCCUCGCGAAAAACAUCACCGUGCCCGGAUUCUCCCCUAUCUUCCCACAAGCCCAUUGUCUUGCCGAUGGAUCCGUGUGUCAACUCACCACUGGUGAAUCUGAAAUCAACGCAGCUUCAACCAUCACCGCUUUGACUCUCUCCCCCGCUUUCGAUCUCUCUUCGACUUAUUUCCUUGUUGGUGGAAUUGCUGGUAUCAACCCAAAGCACGGUAGCAUUGGUGAUGUUGCAUUUUCAAAAUACACUAUCCAAGUUGCUCUUCAAUAUGAAUUCGACGCAAGAGAAAAGCCUGAUAACUUCACCACCGGAUAUUUCCCCCAAGGCUCCUAUGCUCCAGAUCAAUACCCUGGUAACAUCUACGGAACCGAGGUAUUCGAAGUCAACGAACCACUCCGUGAUUUGGCCGUGGGAUUCGCAAAGAAGGCAUCUUUGAACGAUUCAUCCGUGUCCAUUGCCUACCGUGCAUUGUACGCAACCGACAACUCCUCCGCAGCUGUCAACAAAUAUCAAGCAGCAACCCACGCUCCUACUGUCAUCACGUGUGACACCGCAACUUCCGAUGUAUACUACUCUGGUACACUCCUCGGAGAAGCUUUCGAAAACACCACAACAUUGCUCACCAACGGCUCGGGAGUUUACUGCAUGACCGCCCAAGAAGAUAACGCCACCCUUUCCGCUCUUUUGCGUGCUGCUCUCUUCAAGAUCGUCGAUUUCUCCCGUAUUAUCAUUAUGCGUACAGCCUCUGAUUUCGACCGUCCAUACCCAGGUGCCUCUGUCGAGUUCAACCUCUUGUACUCCAAUCAAGGUGCUUUUGAACCAGCUGUUGAGAACAUCUAUCUCGCUGGUACUGAAGUUAUCAAGGGACUUCUUGAUGGCUGGAACUCAACUUUCGCUGAAGGUGUAACUCCCACGAACUACAUCGGAGACAUCUUCGGUAGCUUGGGAGGCGAGCCUGAUUUCGGACCAGGAAGUGAGUUCGGUGGUGAGGAAGUCGAUCCCAACAACGAGGUUAUCAAUGUUAAGAGAGAUGGACAGAAGAAGCCCAAGUCCAGAAGAGAGAUGAAGGGAAAGAAGGGAUUGAUGAGACGUAUUUAA
Messenger RNA from Botrytis byssoidea, 1880 nucleotides. RefSeq lists its product as uncharacterized. The record is from RefSeq and is a predicted model, not a curated record. Gene Ontology annotation, cellular component: endoplasmic reticulum. Gene Ontology annotation, molecular function: catalytic activity. Gene Ontology annotation, biological process: transmembrane transport; nucleoside metabolic process. The transcript has 2 exons. Bases 519 to 1880 code for a protein of 453 amino acids. NCBI's taxonomy places the organism in Eukaryota, Fungi, Ascomycota, Leotiomycetes, Helotiales, Sclerotiniaceae.